CAGGUCUGCCAUUCAAUAUGCGUUGGAGCAUUGCUCCUCGCAGUACCUGGACCGUUGAAGUCACCUUCACCUUCACCGACAGCCAGAAUCUCUCAAUCACAUGGGCUGUCAUCACUCAGCCCAAUCACGAGCGCGCUCAAAGACAGCAUAUACCGCGGUGUAGACCUCGUGCUUUUUUGUUUAAGACCUGCCCCGUUGGCAGCUUUGCACGCGGCAGCUGCUGUCUCAUCGCAAGCAAGAAACCCGCGCAGCAGCAAUUGCCUCGGCGGUUAUGACGCCGUGAACCUCCACAUGAAUGGCCGCACUUGAUACUCCCUGGACAACUCAGAUGUCCCAAUCUUCAAAUCCCAAGGAGGGGUCUCCUCAGGCAACCGGAGAUCCAAACCCGCCCACCUUCGCUGCCUUUUCUCCGAGUACUCUGGGCCACUAUCCGGCCGUCACCAAACAACGCUCCACGAUCCUAGUACAUCAAAAAUCGCCUCUACUGGUUGCGACGCCCCCGCAAGUUACCCGCGCACUCGCCUACUCGCAUCCCUUCCUGCUGCCGCUGAACAAGCUCGCCGGCUUGCUGUCAUGGACAACGGGCGAUCCAUGGGAAAGCUUUCUUUUCCUAGCUGCCUUCUGGGCUUUGGUACUCUAUGGCGGUACGGUGCUAAGGUUGGCCGGACCACUAGUAGGAGUGGCUGGCAUCAUACUUGGCAUGUAUUCGCGUAGGUAUUCGCCGCUCUCUUCGACGGGAUGGACCGGAGAAAAGGGAACGGCGGGGCAUAAGAGAGGGGAGUCGGAAAUCAACACGAUGCAUCAGAAGAGCCUAGAGGAUAUCGUGGAAUCCUUGAAGCUGUUCACCUCCAGGUGUAACAUUUUGUUGGACCCUCUGAUCCGGAUGACAGACUUCCUCUCCACGCAGCGGACCGCCACAUCUGCGACUACUCGGCCUGCACUUACAACACUGUUCAUCCGGAUUCUUCUUCUCACUCCCUUCUGGCUUCUUCUUACUCUUCCUCCCUUGCGCAUCAUGACGACAAAACGAGUUGUCCUAACGUUUGGCACGAUGAUCCUUAGCUGGCAUUCUCGACCCGCCCGUGUCUCUCGCAUAAUACUUUGGCGCUCAAGGCUAGUUCGCAGGACCGCUGCAACAAUAACGGGGCUUCACUUUGCAGAGCCCGCUGUCCGACCGGUCGGGAUUGGAAAACCCCCGCCGUUACCGCCUCGGACUCAAAAUGCAAACGCAAUAGCUGCGAGUCUUGUUGCAAAGCGCCGGGCAGAUUCCACUGGAGUGCGCUUCACAUUUGCGGUUUAUGAGAACCAGCGGCGUUGGCUGGGUAUUGGAUGGACGUCAUCUUUGCUUGCCUACGAGAGGCAGCCUUGGACUGACGAGCACUUGAAUCCGGCACCGGACAAGGACCACUUCGAUCUUCCGGAAGUCGAAGGCGGCAACACACGAUGGAGGUGGGUGGAAGGUAGUGAAUGGACCGUCGAAGGAGCAGAAAACAACGAUGACGGAGAGGAGGGAAAGUAUGAUUCCGGUCGUGAAUGGGUAUAUUAUGACAACAAGUGGCGUGACGGUCGUCGCGGGCAAGAUGGAUGGGGUCGAUAUACUCGGCGGCGCAAGUGGUGCCGCAACGCAGAGCUAGUCGAGGUUACCCCUUCGACGGAGAUCACACCAAUGCCCACCCCCAAGGUCGAGCCAGAAGAACCCACAUUCUCCGAAGCAGACACAGCUCAAGAGAGACCCCCUUCGGAAUAUUCCAUCUCCAUGAAAGACGAUGAUAGCAAAAUCAGGAAGAGGCGUUGGUUCGGACGCAGGCCAAGCAGGGCAGCGAGUGAGAAGAGCAACGUCGACAGCUUCGAAAGCGGAGACUUGGAACUUCGGAGCGAUGAAGAGGACGUACAUACGCCGCUUCGCUAUCAUCAGAGGGAGGGCGAGUGGGGAUUGGGCGAUGAAGCCAGGAUGGGUCUGGAGUAAUGCCGUGGUCCCUGUCGGUCCUAAAAUGCACAGUGUGCAAGGUAUUGGCACUGGCACCGGUUUCAGUCGUCGAAAUGGUUCUAGCAAUCGGGUUUCAACUGGCAACCAAGAAAAAAUCCACAACGUAGGUAGGUAUAUCAUGGCACCA
Molecule: messenger RNA, 2114 nt
Organism: Aplosporella prunicola CBS 121167
Lineage: Eukaryota; Fungi; Ascomycota; Dothideomycetes; Botryosphaeriales; Aplosporellaceae
Exons: 3
Coding region: 296-1966 (556 amino acids)
Biological process (GO): peroxisome organization
Cellular component (GO): peroxisomal membrane
Source: RefSeq, a predicted model, not a curated record